Messenger RNA from Meriones unguiculatus (Mongolian gerbil), 3162 nucleotides. RefSeq names its product dihydrofolate reductase (gene Dhfr). The record is from RefSeq and is a predicted model, not a curated record. Gene Ontology annotation, molecular function: NADP binding; dihydrofolate reductase activity. The coding region runs from base 166 to 735 and encodes 189 amino acids. The transcript is spliced from 6 exons. NCBI's taxonomy places the organism in Eukaryota, Metazoa, Chordata, Mammalia, Rodentia, Muridae. Gene Ontology annotation, cellular component: mitochondrion. Gene Ontology annotation, biological process: tetrahydrofolate biosynthetic process; folic acid metabolic process; glycine biosynthetic process.
GGGCCCCUGCCGCGCAAAUAGGGGGCGGGGCGGGCUCGGCGGGGGCGGGGCUCGGCGGGGGCGGGGCCUCUGCCGCACAAGCUGUACGCUGGUCCCGGCGGCUGCAAUUUCGCGCCAAAAGACUCCAGCGUGCGGGCUGCGGAGCAGGCGAUCGCCGCCGCCGUCAUGGUUCGGCCGCUGAACUGCAUCGUCGCCGUGUCCCAGAAUAUGGGCAUCGGCAAGAACGGAGACCUGCCCUGGCCUCCGCUCAGGAAUGAGUUCAAGUACUUCCAAAGAAUGACCACAACCACAACCUCCUCAGUGGAAGGUAAACAGAAUCUGGUGAUAAUGGGUAGAAAAACCUGGUUCUCCAUUCCUGAGAAGAAUCGACCUUUAAAGGACAGAAUUAAUAUAGUUCUCAGUAGAGAACUCAAAGAACCGCCACAAGGAGCUCAUUUUCUUGCUAAAAGUCUGGAUGAUGCUUUAAAACUUAUUGAACAGCCAGAGUUAGCAAAUAUAGUAGACAUGAUUUGGAUAGUCGGGGGCAGUUCUGUUUACAAGGAAGCCAUGAAUCAGCCAGGCCAUCUCAGACUCUUUGUGACACGGAUCAUGCAGGAAUUUGAAAGUGACACAUUUUUUCCAGAAAUUGAUUUGGGAAAAUAUAAACUUCUCCCAGAGUACCCGGGUGUCCUCUCUGAGAUCCAAGAGGAAAGAGGCAUCAAGUAUAAAUUUGAAGUGUAUGAAAAAAAAGACUAACAGAUGCUUUCUGCUUGGCUUCAAGUUCUACUGCUUUUCUCCUAAAAUUAUGUGUUUCAUGAGUAAUUAUUUCUUUAGGGAAGGGUAGUUGGGAGGAAGUGUUUGUUCUGUGGCUCUGGAGGUGGAACCUAUGGCCCUGUGAAUGCUGGGCAGAUGCUGUGCUGCUGAGCCAUCCUCCCCAGCCCUAUAUAAUUCCAAAUAUGUUUUCAUUACCCGUCAAUCGAACUAGGUUAUAUUAAAUAUGCUUUAAGAAAUGUCGAUUGCUGGAAAGGUCUCAAUGCCCCUCCCAUGAGGCCUCAAGUGGCUCCCCAGGAGAUGCGUAAGGUAAUGUGUAUACAAGAGACCCCAAAGGCGGAGAGCUCCUGGGAGCAUGAGCUGAUACAGGCCUCAGAGAAAGGAGCCAGACAGAUAAAUCCAAAGGGUGGAAAUAGGUUUUAAGCAGCAGAGCUGGAACUCAGACUUUAAAAGAAAAUUAGAUCAAAGUAGAGACUGAAUUAUUCUGUGCACAUCACACUCUCAGCAAAGUUCUGUUCAAGCAGACAGAAAAUCGGUAUAUUGAAAACUCCUUUGUGUUUCAUAGAGAUGGGAGCAGGUGGAAGAUUAUGUAAGGUCUGAAACAUUUAAAUUUUCUGUUUCUCAUCUUCAGUGAGAUUCCAAAGGAUAUUGCAGUGACAGAACAAGAAUAGGCUGCUUUCUACAAAAAAAAAAAGUAAUAGGCAUAAUAGCUACUGUUAAGAGCUCAGAGAUAAUAAAUUGAGAAUGAAUAUUACUUGAAAUGAAAAUUAAUAAGUUAGAAACUAAACUUUACAAAAAUGAGAAUUAAAAUGCCUUUCCUAUCAUCUCAGCAGGGUCAAAGAAAAAGUAUUUUCUGCCCUGCCUUGUAAAUUAAUAUAUUUUUUUAAGAAUAUUUUUGUGUCUUUUACUUGACAAUAUCCUAUGUGUUUACAGUGUGGAUCAUAGCAGAUCCAAAUCCCGCCCACUACUCCCUCUACCGCCUUCAUAUUUUCUUUCUCAUUAACCCACUGGAAUGGUGUAGGCCAUCCACUGAGGUAUGGGCAACCUGCUGGUGGCCACACCCGAGUGCGCAUGCGAGCACACACACAGCAGCCUUUGGCUGCCAGUAGCUCUUCAGCUGUGGGUACAGCCUGUGAGCCUCUCUUCCUUCUGUGCUGGUUUGAUCUGCAGAGACCAUAGCUGCUGUGGGCUUGUGAGUGCAAUGGCCAUGUUCUGUUUAGAAGGCAGCACUCUGUGUACAGCACUCUUUACCAUCCUUCAGACCUUACAUUCUUUCCACCACUUCUUCCUCAUUAUUUCCUGAGCCUUAGACAGGGGUGUUGGUAUGAAAAUGCACUGUCUCUUGUUUUUCCACAUUUUGAUCAGUUAUGACUCUUUGCUGACAGUUGGUUGCCACUAUCACAGUCAUGCCGCCAUAGGGCUGGUAGAGUGACACUGUAUCAUGCAGGCCACCACUAGGUGAGUCUGUUAAUGACUCUUCUCCACAGUGAUAUGCAUAGCACCUUCUGGCACUGUGGAAGCUAUCCAGUAAUGAGGAAGUUUGCAAGUCAGUUCCAGACUGAUUUCUCUAUGUCUUGAAACCAAAAUGUGUUAUGCCAUCAACAGUAGGGACCUCCCAUCCAGCUAUGGUGGGAAACCAAGAGCAAUGGCAUGGCUUCAUUUAAUAGCCAUUGUCCGCCAGUAUGUAGGGUACUUCCGUGCAGACUUUUUUCUUUGGUUAUAAUUACCUUACAAAUCAGUGGCUUGCUUUGUUUUCUUACAUAUCUUUUGGUUAACCCAUACCAUAGAUAUAAUCUUUUAAAUGUAAGCUAAUGGUCAAUUUAAAUUCACAAUAUUCUAGGUUUGAACCCAGAAAUACUACCUGAUGAUCAUGAACAAAGAGAUGAACUCAAGGAGCCAGAAAGACAGCUGAGUUAGUAAAGCAUGGAAAUCCAAGUUUCUGUUGUAUAGCAGAUCCGUCUAAGAUUAAAGCCUUCCGUCUUGGAAGGAAGCUGUUUUGACACAAGAUGUUAUAGAAGAGAUUAAACAAGAGGAUAUUUUAAGGGGAGGUGACACCGUCCAUCCUGCUGGGAAAUUCCUUAAGCUCAGAAAGUAUACAACUCAAAAGGCCUUAAGUUCUUAAAAGUGACCAGAUAUAGUAGACACUGAGGCAAGCUGAGCUGUCUAGAAGACCAGCUGAACCUCCUGGGAAAGAUAGGCCAACAGAGCUGUCUGAAGAGGCUCAGGCCUACUGAACGACCUGGAAAGGACACUCCAGUCUGUUGAGCUGUUUGUUGGUUCUGUAAUAAACUGCAGGUUUCAGAUUUCAUGAGCUGUCAUCCGUGCUGGCAUGGGCUUUUAGUGAUAAUGUCUUUGAGUCAUUUCUGCUUCUGUAAGUAACGCCAAUAAAACUCAUUGGUUCACCAAGUUAAA